Molecule: messenger RNA, 1353 nt
Organism: Meloidogyne enterolobii
Lineage: Eukaryota; Metazoa; Nematoda; Chromadorea; Rhabditida; Meloidogynidae
Source: the annotation of a GenBank genome assembly
CACUUUCCCCAACUUUCAUUUACUUUUUUUAACACAAAUUAAUUCAAAAAAUAUGCAGUACAUAAAAGCCAUUGAAGGCGAAAUGCUAAAACCAACACGUGGAUUAUUGGUCCGUAAUUGGACUGAAGAUGUCGUUAAUUUGGUUCAAUAUCCGCGAACUCAUUCUGUUGUUAAUGCAUCUCCGUUUUGUGUAAAGUUGGAAACUUGGUUGCGUAUUACUGGAAUGAAACACAAGAAUACCGACAACGAAAUGACAAAAGCAUCAUCAAAAGGUCAACUUCCAUUUAUCGAACUUAAUGGAAGGCAAUUUGCGGACAGCAAUUUUAUUAUUGACCAUUUGAAAAGUCAUUUUAAAUUAACAAUAGACGAAAAUUUGAGUGACCGGGAAAAGGCUGAUGCUCGAGCAUUUACUAUUCUUAUUGAGGAGUCGCUCUUUAGAUGUUUGGCAUAUGAUCGAGCAAAAAGUUUUGGAUGGUUAGCAACAGAUAAGGGUAUUUUGCCUUUGCAAGCCCUCCAAAAAUUCUUUUUCCAAAAAAUUCUUCUCAAACAAUUGGAGAAACGAAUUAAGAAUCAAUUACAUGCACAAGGUUAUGGACGUCAUUCACCUGAGGAAAUUGAAGAAAUUGCAAAGAAGGAUUUGACAGCAUUGUCUACACUUCUAGGGGAAAAGUCUUUUAUGUUUGGUGAUAUUCCAUCAACUUUGGAUGCAACGGCUUUUGGUCUUCUAGUUCAAUUUACUGAUGCUCCAAUGACUUCCGAUAAAAUUAAAACUUUUAUGGAACAAAAUACACCAAAUUUGGUUGAAUUUGUUAAGCGAAUCAAAGAGCGUUAUUGGCCAGAUUGGACGCAACUUUGUGAGACUUUGGCGCUCAAUCCUGAGGAUAUUAAAAAGGAAGAGGAGCAAAAGAAGGAAGAAAAUAAGGAGGUGGAGAAUGCUGAAACUCCAACCGCUGCUUUACAACAACCAACGGAGACUGCUGUGCCUACUCAGGCUUAAAUAUAUAAUUCCAAAUAUAAAUUCAUCGAGAAAGAUAAAUUAAAAAUUUUGUUUUUUAAUAAAUACAGUUGGACUCCCUUUUUCAAUUUUGAGAGCUAUUGAUGCAUUUUGGGCGUUUCGUGGGGUCCCAGCAUACAUGUAUUUCAAAAUCUACUCCAGAAACUACUCUCCUGAGCUAUGGGGAUGAUGGGGACUGAAUGGGAUGGGGACUGAAUGGGAUGGGGACUGAAAAAAAAACACCCACUGAAAACUGAUGGGGACUGAACAAAUUGUUAAAUAGCUUAAGAUAUCAUUUAAGAAGCCUCCCUCAUUAAUCUUUAAAAAGCUAUUGAGUUCCAACUGUAUUUUGCAAUCUU